UGCAUUUACUGCUUUUCCCUCCGUAAAUUAAUCCACUUUAUUGCGACGUGUUUAGCGGUUAAACUGAGCUGUAGUUCGGGAAGAUGUACUUCGAUGUUCAAGAGGAUGGCUAGCCUAUGGAGAUCCUAUCAGGCCUUGAUGACCAAAUAUCCCUGGUCAGUCCAGAUAGUCACAGCUGGGUCUCUGGUGGGUGUGGGUGAUGUCAUCUCCCAACAGCUGAUUGAGAGGAGAGGAUUAGCUCAUCACAAUGUGGGACGAACAGCCCGGAUGAUGAGUAUAGGAUUCUUCUUUGUGGGUCCAGUAAUCGGCAGCUGGUACAAAGUUUUGGACAGGAUCGUGGUUGGAGGGUCUAAAUCGGACGCCAUGAAGAAAAUGCUUGUUGACCAGUUGUGUUUUGCUCCGUGCUUCCUGGGAACUUUCCUCUGUAUUUCUGGAGCCCUGAACGGACUAACAGCGGAGGAGAACAUCGCCAAACUUAAGAGGGAUUACACAGAUGCCCUGAUCUCUAACUACUAUUUGUGGCCUCCAGUCCAGAUUGCUAAUUUCUACUUCGUCCCGCUGCAUCACAGACUGGCCGUCGUCCAGAUAGUCGCCGUCGCCUGGAACUCCUACCUGACCUGGAAGGCCAACAAGAUGUGAAGAAACCUCACAAGUCCAGCCUGUCUUGUUGUUGAUGAUGAUGAUUUUUACACUCAUUUGUACUGUAGACUGCGAGUGUGUGUGAGAAAUGAGCACAACUUACUUUAGUCUUCUGAUAUUUCCAACGUGUAAAACUGUGACUGAAUCACAUGUAAAAGGUCGGGGAAGAUUGCUCGUCUACGCUGAGUGACAAAUUCGCACUUGAAAGUCAAACUUGCAUUUUUGCAGAAACGUCUGUGAAAGUUUGUUAUUUAUGGAAAUGGGAUUUGGCUGCAGAGCUGCAGUGGAGCCACACGAACAUUAACACCUGCUGGUUGAUGAAGGAAAUGUUCUCCUCAUCGCCUCGAUGAGCUUCACACAUAAUGUAUUUUUGAUUUACAUGUUUGCUUUACUGGACUCUUCUCCACCUGAUUCAUUUACUUUGUUCUAGUUUCUUCUGCCAGCAUUUUAAUGACCCUCAGGAACAAAAUGUUGUUUUCUAAAUGUUUAAAAGUCUUAUCCGUCAUGGUUUACUCUUUGUUUUAGUUUAACUUUAGGUUUGGAAGAAUCGCAACUGCAGAUCUCAGUAGCUGCAUUUCCAUUGACCAUAUAAUUGAGCAAUUUGACGUUUUGAAAAUACAUUUGCUUCAUGGAAAUGCUCCAGUUUUGGGGGGGGGAGAAAAACGCUUGUUUUUUGCUAAAAAGUUCUUGUGCUAUGGUGAGGAAUAUUGAAAUGACCUUAUGUCACAAAACACUGGAAACACUUUUUUGAGUCUUCAAGGUGUUUAUGGACUGACUUUUUUGACCAUUUAUCACUUUUCCAAGUUUGUGGAAACUGACUUUCUACUUUUAUCCAGAUUAAUUAAUGUUGACGACUUUUCUUCACAUCUCUACUUGAAUUUCUGUAGAUCAGGGCCUAAUUUGUUGCUUUUUGAAAUAUUUUCACCCUCAUUGCUUUAUUGAAUCUACGGGUAAGAGGAUAGCCAGACCUGGUUGUAGCAAAAUAAAUGCAUUAAUUACAAUGAAUUGAUGAUUUAACGAGGGCAGCAAUUCUAUUUUCACAUAGCCAUAUUGGUUUUGCUCUGUUUAGUUCAAGUGAACCAUCAUUAUCUCUGCAUCCUAAAACCUGCCUCUAAGAACCAGGUUGGCAUUUUCAUACUUUAAGGAACACGUUGAAUAUUUACUGUGCACAUUUUAACAAAUAAAAAUCCUACAUAAUGUUUGAAACCAUAAAA
Molecule: messenger RNA, 1853 nt
Organism: Xiphophorus maculatus (southern platyfish)
Lineage: Eukaryota; Metazoa; Chordata; Actinopteri; Cyprinodontiformes; Poeciliidae
Gene: mpv17
Product: MPV17, mitochondrial inner membrane protein
Exons: 8
Coding region: 94-639 (181 amino acids)
Cellular component (GO): membrane; cytoplasm
Source: RefSeq, a predicted model, not a curated record